UUUAGGGAUGCCUUCAUCAGAUGAAGCGCUCACUACUUUUGACCCAACACAAUUAAUAUUGACAGUCUGCUCACUAAUAUCAUUGGUACUAACCGUUGCAUCGUGUCUGUGUUGCAGGAAGAUUAAACUCAGAGACCAUGGGGAUGCUCAAGACGUUAAUAAUGCUAGCACUUCUGCAGCUGUGUACAGUGAUGGGACGAUUCCCUACCGUGUUGAAUGUCGUCCCACUCUUCGUGUAGAAAAAGUCACAGAACGUCGCUCUCAACCCAAUAUGGAGUGCGAUCGCAUGGCAUCGGAUGGAGCUUUGAUUAGGAAUUCAGUCCCGUUGCAGACAGGCCGUGCACUCCCUAAAUUACCUUUGGAUAUGUAUUCUGUCAUUUGUAAAACCAGAAAGGCUAAUGUUGGGUUCGUCGAUGAAGAUGGAAAUCCAACUUAUGAAUCCAUUGAUCCCGAGAAUGACUCUUUGAUUGAUCCUCUGUACUCGAAGUUAGGUGAGGUCUCCUCUAGCCGUCCGGAGAGGAAAUAUGAUUAUCCGGUUUUCUCUGGCAGGAAAACUGCUGCUCUUGCAGUACCGGACGAUGGUUUUGUUUACCAAAAUGCGUCACAGAUCUACACCAUUUGUGGAAGUGAAGACCCUUAUAGCUCAAUAACUUCGGAACCGCCUCGUUCCAAUGGAGCAGCUGACCAAGAAGGCUGUAGCAGCAGCAACUACAAUGCAAGAUAUGCUAAAGAUGGCCAGGAGGAUCUAAAUGCUGCUUGGCGAAGAGAACGUCUAGAAAGAACAGAGAUGGAAGUCGACCAACUUUAUUCCAAAAUCCGUCGUUCUUCUCUGCUCAAUAGCGACGAUACUGCAUCUGUCGCGGAACCUUCACAAGUGGCUGUAGAAGAUAAGAUGGGAGAUAUCGCUGUUCCCGCUGUCUCACCGCACUCCAUAAAGAACGUUGAUGCGGAGUCGUUAUCGAGUCGUGAGCCAUCCUACAGAUACAUUACCGUUCGAGAAAAUGCAGAUUUGGUUCGCGAGAGGUUGCGACUUCAAGGGCAACUUGCGCCUCCAGUUAGGGAACAUUACUACUCAGUGAUCGGCAACGAGUAUGAAACUGUCGGCGAUGUACCGAGCACAAGCACAUAUAGUGCAGUUGAUAUACCUCCAGCACAUGACAUGCUCAACGUGACGACGACAUUUUCCGAGUUUGCACCUCCACCACCAACGUCUCCAAUUCCUGAUAGGACAGCAUGUGAAGUUGAUGUGCAGCAGCCAUGUUCGAGCAGAACACACGAUGCUGUGACACCUUUAUACUCCGUGGUGUCUAAGCCAAGGAUCGGCUCUACUGAUAAGGGUGUGCUUAACAACAGUGGCGCUAACGGAUUUCACCCUGUAGAGCGAGGACCAACGAGCACGUCUAGAUUGGAAUCAGGCAUGAAUGCUUCUACAUCAUUUCCAUCCGAGCACGAAGGUGCUUCGAGUUCGAUCCGGGCCAUGGCAUUUCAAGAACGACUGGCAUGACAGAUCAGUUUUGGAUUUUGAAAUCGAGUUAUCUGAUCGAAUGAGUCGAUCCUGACUCUCAGGGUAUCAACCUAUGCGAGGUGCAAAACCGGUGCGGCAGUCUUCAGCGAACUAGUUUGCUUUACGAUCCUAAUGAAGAGCAUUAACACACUUACGACAUGUCGUUUGUCGUUUUCUUGUCAUCGCAGACUCAUUCAUGAGAGAGUCAUACUUUCAUAUGGUUGUGCUCACGGAAUUCUACUUGUUACAUUUGACUCGGCUUUGAGACGCGUAAGGCAUUCACAGGUGCUCAAUACGGUGGUUGCAUGGUCCCUACUCGCUUUUCUGCUUUCAUGUGCUAGCUUUUCGGACUUCGAUUAAUUAUGCCAGUAAUGGCCUCAUCCCAUUACCUGGAAAGCAUUAAAAUUACAGAGACAGCAGCGCGAGAAGCGGUUGCAACAAUUGUGAACACGUUCUCAUGCAGUGAGUAUUUGGUCGAAUUCGGGUUGACGGUUGACUCAGGAUCGGACCCGGAUUACAGGCAGACACGAUAUCACCCUAGGCGCAGUGAUGCCGCUCAGUGCAAUUACGUCUUUGCAGCUUUGGAUGGGUAAAAGGUUGCAGCUGACUUUCAUUUCAUGAUAUGUGAAGGCUAUAUAGCUGUGCGUGCUGCGGUAGUCUUACAAAGCUUGUAAGGGCGGUGGCACACACGCAUUUAGAAUGUGCGAAAGAGGGAACCUGAGUGAUGAGAAAAGUUUGGGAUCAGCGCUUAUACCACGGGUUGUGCUUGUUCGUAUUGUACAUUGUCACAUGGCCAGAGUUAAGGUUUUGUUUCUGCCUUUUGAAGAAGUCAAGCAACGAAAACGGAUGGACGAUGGACGAUCUCCGCGGAAUAUUUUACCAUAUAUCAUAUCAUCUCGAAGUGUAUUACGAUAACAAUGAACACAGAGCCAGUUGAUAGUGUGCUGAUUCUUUGCCUAUCGUUAAAGAUUUGGUAGUGCUGAUUGUAACGGCUUUUACGGGAAUCUCCUUUCAGGCCACUACUCGGAUUCGACUUGACACAAACCUUUUUGCGCCAGAAAGCAGCACUCGGAGUGGCUGCUUACGGGUAUUUUGCACGCGCUGGACGACUCGCCGGUCUCCACUUUUGCCUUUCAAUAUCCACCGCGCGACGUCCUCCCCCUGACACGUUUGACUGUACGAGUCUAGAGUAGAGGCGCACAUCUUGUCCGCGCGCUUGUACGAGGUUUUUGAGGUGGGAUAUCCGCCAUUUUCAUGCGAAUUUGAAUCCGCAUAGAGUAUAAUACAGGGGAAAUAAACCAGAAAUUCUCAGACCCAUUUCUGGUAAGCAGCUCAAUACCGUUGUGAAGUGUGAUCUCAUACUUUUGUAAUAGCAUGGGAUGACCACUGCCUGGAAGCGGAGAUUAUCAAGCGUAGUCGUUUUCCCACUCCCUGCUUAUGACAAUUUAUUGUUGCUCAACUGUGAAAAUGUAAUCACGCACAGAAAAGUAAAUGGCUUCUCGCAGUACGUCUACGUAACAGUGAGGCAUUGUAAUGGGGCAUAUCAUUAUAGUUCACCAUAGUGUUCUAUUACUUACUACUCUCGAUUCCCCAUCAUCUGCUGCUUGAAUCGGGCCUAGUUAUGGAAUUACGCAUUGGAAUAAACAAAUUCAUGUUACGGUUACGUAUUGUCGUCAGUGUGUUAAGAACUAGCUCUGUUGUAUCCUCUGAUCACGUGUCAUCAUAUGUAGGAGUUGAUAUAAUUAUGAAAGGCUUAGUGAUUCAUGAAAGAAUCAAUGAACAGUUUUAUUAGUUUUGUCAC
Cylicocyclus nassatus is the source of this 3305-nucleotide messenger RNA. The record is from the annotation of a GenBank genome assembly. NCBI's taxonomy places the organism in Eukaryota, Metazoa, Nematoda, Chromadorea, Rhabditida, Strongylidae.